GUCAAAUGUGGAGAGGUCCGAGACACUUACGAGAUGAACAGGUACAUAUGGAGAAAUUGUAUGCAUGGUUUGGAGCAUAGAAGGGGAAUUGGGUUGGCUGGCAUUGUUGACUAAGAGGGUUCAUCAGAUUCUGGAUGCUAAGUCAACUUCUAUAGGGAAUACUGCAGUAACCAGGUAAGAUCGACGUACGUAACCGAGUAUCUAGACUACGCAGAUACCGUUUACGAGUGAACUACGAUAAUAUUCUUUUCGCCUAGUGUUAGUCCAAUUGCCAACCCGGGGAAGCGUUUCCCCAGAUCAUCGCCAAGGUGAGAAUAUUCAAACGGAGUAUAGGACAACCAGUCUAGACCCCAUACCCCAGAAUUCGCAUGCAUGGUAGAUUGCACAAUAAUAUGCCUACACAUAUGCCGAAUUCAUGUACCCGGUUUCCUGGUAGUGGAUAGAGAAUCGCACGACUCUAUUGGAAGAUGUUGCUGAAAUUCACCAAUCGUUGAUCUGAUGAAAGCAUUCCGCCUUAGGUCAUACUGAUACUACCGAAGACCCGGGGUAGUGGGAUGCAGACGCGACAAGACGCUGUCAAGUCAAGAAAUUUAAAUAGACGUUAGGUUCCAGAUAAAAUCCCGAGUGCCUCGAGUGCCUAUCCGCUUACCAUAUCUCACCAUCUGUGACGAGUGACGAUGGCUUGGUCCUGGCUAACCUUGGGUGUGAACUUUUCGAUGCUUAUCAGUAGUGUCGAGUCAAGAUCGCCGGCCCUCACAGAACGAACAUGGAACGGUAGCCUGUAUGGAUGCAAGUGUUACUUUGGCGACGAAUGCUGGCCGAGCGAGAACACUUGGGCCGGCCUGAACUCAACGGUGAAUGGGACCCUAGCGGUGAACAUUCCACCUGGCGCACCUUGCCAUAAUACAUUUCAAGGCCCUCUUGGCUCCAUCUCAACUUACGAUGCCGCUGCUUGCGAGAACGCAACGGCUAUGUGGUCUAAUGAGCAAUGGAAUGUCGAUAAACCAGCCGCGGCAUUGUGGACAUAUUACGCAAAUGACACUUGUCGACCAACGAGUGAUCCCACCCAAUCUUGCACCCUUGGCUUCUAUGGUGUGUAUGUGAUCGAGGCUCAAUGCAGAGACCACGUCAAGGCGGGUGUAGACUUCGCCAGGGAAAAUAAUUUGCGUCUCAUCAUUCGAAAUACUGGUCACGACUUUGCUGGACGUAGUACAGGUUGGGGCUCAUUGGUGGUCAACACACACAACUUGGAAGGUGUCGAGUUCACCGCAGGAUAUCAAGGUCCUGGUGGCUAUGACGGAGGUGCUGUAACGAUAGAGGCGGGAGUCCAGGCGCGGGCAUUAUUGACUCAGGCUAAUGCUCAGAGUCCACCUGUAACGGUGGUAACUGGAGAAUGUCCGACCGUCGGAGUGGCUGGCGGGCUUGUUCAAGGUGGUGGUCACGGUCCUCUGACACCACAGUAUGGAUUGGUUGCCGAUAGCGCCUUGUCCUUUGACGUGCUUACCGCGGACGGUAAAUACCUAACAGCAAAUUCCGAAGAAAAUCCCGACCUGUUCUGGGCGUUGAAGGGCGGUGGACCAUCGACAUAUGCCGUCGUACUCUCCGUGACGCUCAAAACGUAUCCGGUACAGAAGGCGGCUGGCGUUCUCAUCAACAUCAACUCGACGCUCACCAAUGACACAAACGUAUUCUGGGAUGGAGUCACGUCAUUCCAUAAAUAUUCCAACAAGUUCGUCGCGGCUGGUCUUUACGUCUAUUUCGAGAUCAUGCCGCAACGCCUGCAUAUACAGCCAGUCUUGGGCGUCGGAAAGACUUCUGCGGAGGUGGAGGCUAUCCUACAGCCCAUGUUCGAUGAGUUCAAGGCCAAAGGUGUUCCUUACGAUACGACCAGUAAGGAUUUCGACACGCUAUACGACUUGUAUAUCGACCUAUUUGAAGACGAGACUGCCGGGACACCAGCACUCAUAGGCGGAUGGUUGUUCACCCAGCAAGAUGUCGAAGAGAAUAACGAGGGGAUAGUCAAUGCCUUCAAGACAGUGCUGUCUCCACGCGAAGACUUGGAAGGUCAGGGGGUCAUCAUCGGUCAUAUGUGGGAUGCCGGCCUAAAUAUGCCGAUCCCGAACAGCGCAACUAAUCCCAAGAUGAGACAGUCGAGCGAUUUCAUCAUCGCUUCCCUCACCGUCCCCGACGGUAUAACUUGGGCUCAAAGAGAGGACUUUCAAAAUGUUCUCACCAACAUUCAAGAUGACGCGUUGAAGAAGGCAGGCCCCAAUGGGUGCGCGUAUGUGAGCGAGGGGAACCCCUUUCAGCCUGAGUGGCAAGAAAAUUUUUGGGGUCCGCAAUAUCCCAAGUUAUUAGAACUUCGUAAGAAGUGGGAUCCCAAUGGAGUCUUCUACGCCAUCUCGACGCCGGGGACUGAAGAUUGGGAAGUCAUCGAAUAUGGCACAAGACUAUGUCGUAAAUAUUGAACGUGUACCCCUGAUGAGGAGCUAGUGUAAGUGAACCGAAGAGUAGCAGAAGCAACGAAACUGCCUCAUUCUCUACUUGGAUUAUCAAUUUAUAAGACUGGUGUGGAUAGAUAAGAUUUGUAUUAUUUCAUAGAUGGGUAGACGUUUUCGAAGACUUGAGGUUAUUUGUAACUUUGUUGUACAGAAGUAUGAGACGAUUCAGCCAUGUACUUAUCGGUAUUCGUUAUUGCUAAACUGAGACUAUCAAUGCUAUUAAAAUGUAUAUGCACCUAUAGGUGACACGUGACGUCAGCGCCUUGCAUUUCAAUAUCUCUAUCUUAUCUCAUAUGCUUAUAAGGAAGAU
This is a messenger RNA of Annulohypoxylon truncatum, 2811 nucleotides long. RefSeq names its product FAD-binding domain-containing protein. NCBI's taxonomy places the organism in Eukaryota, Fungi, Ascomycota, Sordariomycetes, Xylariales, Hypoxylaceae. Gene Ontology annotation, molecular function: FAD binding; oxidoreductase activity. The transcript is spliced from 5 exons. Bases 678 to 2468 code for a protein of 596 amino acids. The record is from RefSeq and is a predicted model, not a curated record.